Messenger RNA from Erythranthe guttata (spotted monkey flower), 2295 nucleotides. Its product is annotated as U-box domain-containing protein 19. Gene Ontology annotation, molecular function: ubiquitin-protein transferase activity; protein binding. NCBI's taxonomy places the organism in Eukaryota, Viridiplantae, Streptophyta, Magnoliopsida, Lamiales, Phrymaceae. Gene Ontology annotation, biological process: protein ubiquitination. The record is from RefSeq and is a predicted model, not a curated record.
UCCUUUUCCCUUUAGCCCAACAAAUGAUUCAAAGAUUCGACCGGACCGAUCGCCGGAUUCUUGAUUUACCGGCGGUCCAUCCCUGCGAGGGAAUAUCUCCGGCGACCCUUCUCGAAUCCCUAAUCAAACUUUCCCACACAAUCAUAUCCAAUUACCAAUCAAAAUCCUUCCCCACACAGAGAAAAAACGCCCGCGAAACAAUCCGACAAAUUUCGAUUUUAUCAAUAUUUUUCGAGGAGAUUAAGGAACAGAUUCCGGAAAUAUCGGAUUCAAUCGCGCUCUGCUUGUCGGAGCUCCACAUCACCUUCCAAAAGAUCCGUUUCCUGCUGGAGGAUUGCAGCCGAGAAGGCGCGAAAGCCCUAAUCCUGAUGAAAUCGAAUUCGGUUUCGACCCAUUUCCAAACCCUAACUCGGGUCAUCGCAACCACACUGGAUAUUCUCCUCCCUCUGAACUCGAUCGGAAUCUCGCCGGAAAUUACGGAGCUGGUGCAGAUGCUGUCCACGCAAGCAAGGCGGCCGGGGUUAAUGGACACCGACCCGCGAGACGAAGCCGCGUUGAGGGGAGUGAUUCUAGUCCUGAACCAGUUCGAGAACCGGUUCGAACCCGACCCGUUUACGACCCGGAGAAUCUUGGCACAUUUAGGCAUCAGAACGUGGUCGGAGUGUCGUAAAGAGACCCGGUUCUUGGACGAACGGAUACGGGCCGAGCCCGACGAGAGAGAGGUUCCGUUGUUGAGCGGUUUGCUCGGGUUUCUCAGCUACUGCAGAGGGGUUUUAUUCGAUGACUGCGAUUUUAAUGAUCACAAUUCGGAUGGGAGAAGUGAUCGCGGUUUCGAAGCGAUUAGUUUCUUGAGUUUCGAGGAUUUUCGAUGCCCGAUUUCGCUCGAGUUAAUGACCGAUCCGGUGACUGUGUCGACCGGGCAGACGUACGACCGUGUCUCGAUUCAGAAAUGGCUGAAACAGGGGAGUUUGCUCUGUCCUAAAACGGGGGAAAAGCUCAAAACCGCGGAUUUAAUCCCGAACACGAAUCUUAAGAAGCUAAUUCAACGAUUCUGCACCGAGUACGGCGUCUCGAUUGCGAAGUCGAGGAAGAAAAAUCGGGAUUUAUCGAGCACAAUUCUGCCCGGGAGUCCGGCGAAUGCGGAAGCUAUCAAAUUCCUGUCGGAAUAUCUCGUUUUGAGCUUAGGUUACGGUACGGAUCAUCAAAAGAAUAAAGCAGCCUACGAAAUUCGAUUGCUCGCGAAAUCGAAUAUUUUUAACCGGGCCCGUUUGAUCGAAUCGGGCUCGGUCCCACCACUACUCGAAAUGUGUAACAAUCCGAUGUUGCAAGAAAACGCGGUUUCUGCCUUGCUGAAGCUGUCGAAGCAGCCGAGCGGACAAACAUCGAUACUCGAAAACAGUGGAUUGAAUCCGAUAAUCGAAGUGCUUAAAAACGGGGUUAGUCAAGAAUCCCGACAAACUGCAGCUGCCGUUAUAUUUUACCUAUCUUCGGUGCACAAAUACCGUAGAAUAAUCGGCGAACACGAUGGAAUAUUCCCUUCCUUGUUGGAGGUAGUGAAAAACGGGACGGCUUGCGGGAAGAAAAAUUCGGUGGUCGCAAUUUUCGCGCUACUUUUCCACCACAAGAAUCGGACUAGGGCAAUCGAAGCAGGUGCGGUGUCGACACUAUUGAACCUUCUAGAAGCUUCUCCCGAUAAACCCGAGCUGCAGACGGAUGCUUUGGCGGUUCUAUCCGCAUUGGCCGAUUCAGUUGACGGAUCGGUCGAAAUAGUACGCGCUUCCUCUUCGGAUUUAUCUUUGAUCUUGAGAUGCUUGCAAAAUGUGGAAACGCGUGCCGGAAAAGAAUAUUCCGUUUCGAUUCUUCAUUCUUUGUGCCUCAAUUGCGGGGACGAUGUUCUCGACGUGCUAUCGAAGGAAGCCUCGCUUAUGUCGGUGCUGUAUUCGCUUCUGACCGAAGGCACUUCGCACGCCGGUAGAAAAGCGCGGUCGCUUAUUAAGAUACUGCAGAAGUUUUGCGAGACGAGAUUGUCUAGUAUGAUCGGGGAGGUCGGGCGCGAACAACGAUUUGUCAAUGUUCGGUGAAUUUUGCGAAAAAAAACCCGUUAAAGAUUCGAUUUCGUGUUUUACGCGAAUAUUCGAUUGUUUUGUUGUGUAGUGUAUGUAUAGAUAGGUUGAUUGAUUUGUUGAGGUGGUUAGCUCGAAUUUUUUUGAGAGCUAAUUAGUACCUAUGUAGAGAUACAGAUAUGUGUAUGUAUCAAAUUCUUUUGCUGUAAUGAAUAUUGAAUACAGUGUGAGA